Messenger RNA from Drosophila grimshawi, 1529 nucleotides. It is a transcript of the gene Spag1, whose product is annotated as sperm-associated antigen 1. Gene Ontology annotation, cellular component: cytosol; mitochondrion. Lineage: Eukaryota; Metazoa; Arthropoda; Insecta; Diptera; Drosophilidae. The transcript has 6 exons. The coding region runs from base 36 to 1481 and encodes 481 amino acids. The record is from RefSeq and is a predicted model, not a curated record. Gene Ontology annotation, molecular function: heat shock protein binding.
UCGGUACAGUGCUGCAAAAUGCGUUUUGAUUCAAUAUGGAAAAGAAAAGAUUAUUGGAAAAAUAUCAAAUACCCGUUGGGCAUCUGGACUUUGAUUACGUGAAGAAAUGUGAAAAUCCACGCGAAAUGGAGAAAAUAGUGAUGAUUUUGCGUUCCGGCGAGGAAGGAUUUUAUCCGGAUUUGACGCGCUGUGCCGAGGAGAAAUUAAAAGAGCUAAAACCCAACAGCAAAAUGUUUCGCUACGAGGAGCAAAUACGAACAAGCGAUACGCUGGAUGUGCAAGAACUAAAACCCAUAUAUGACUGGACAGAACACAUUAAGUACAAGGAUCACGCGCUAAGUGUGUUAAAGGAGGAUUCAACCCAUCUGCCGCCUAUUCGAAAGCCAUCCAAAAUAGAGAUAGACAAACAAGAGGAUAAAGAUACAAAAACACAAAAAGCUGAAUCUGCUGCCAAAACAAACAUCAGCGCGAAGAAGCAGACAAAUCGAAUCAAGUCCACAGAUUACAACAAAUGGGACAAAUACGAUCCAGAUGAGGAGAUACUGCGCAUGGAUCUCGAGGAGGAGCGCACCAAAGAGCAGGUCCAAGUGAGGGCCAACCAACUUGAGACUGCAGCAGUAGCAAAAUCAAAAGCCGGCCACAUCGACAAACAAGCCGUCGCUGAGCAGCGUCUGGCCGAGCAGCUCAAGAAAUUAAGUCAAUUGGAGCGGGAGCAAUAUGCCGAGAGGUUUCGUCUGCGUGGCAAUGAGUACUUUAAAGUUAAGGAUUAUGAUCAAGCCGUAAGUGAAUAUACCCUCGCUAUAGAGUACGAUCCGGAGCAGGCAGCACGCGCCUACAACAAUCGAGCCAUAUCACAGUUGAAGCAACAUAAAUAUGUGGCAGCUAUGGAGGAUUGUGAGGCUUGUCUGCGCCUUGAGCCGGAUAAUGUGAAGGCAAUUUUACGCCUGGCGGAUGCCAACUAUGGCUACGGAAGACGUCGGGAGUCUUAUGGAUUAUAUGAACGUGUCCUGAAUCUGGAGUCGAACAAUGCAAGCGCUCAAAAGAUGCUGAAGCAGCUGCGUCAAGAGCUGGGAGAGCUGGCGCCGUCGAAUGCCACACGCCUGAUCAUUGAGGAGGUGGAGCAGAAGGACCAGAAGGAACAGAAGAGCCAGAAAGAGAAGAAGGAUCAAAAAGAGCAAUUAAAGCCAAAAGCAAAGCCACAGCCAAAGGUCGUGCAGACCAAGAAAGAAUAUGAUUUGGCCGAGUUGGUCAAGCCGAAUCGUGUGGUUAAGAGUAAAAUAGCUAGCGCCGCUGAGGCUCUCGGCAAGUUGAAGGGCAGCAAUCACAAUCCCAAUUCAAAUUCGGAUAUCGGUCAGAAGCAGCAACAGAUGCCGCUGCCACUGAUGAUGAUGCAGCAGGGAAUGCCCACAUCACAGCCAGAGUUGCGCCUCAACAACAACUCUGGCAGCAGCAAAAACAAACUUCUGAUCCAGGAAUUAUAAGAUGUACGAAAAAAGGCCUAAAUAAAUACAGCUGUCAUAUUUAAUAUA